AUGCCCGCCCAAUCCACGCUAUCCAACGACGACAAGACGAAGGUGAAGUCGGCAGUGAACUCACCAGCGAACAAGAUCUUCACCGCCGCGCUCGCGCGCAUCUACUACGCCUACCCGAAGCCGGAAGAGUGGUCCUAUUCGGGCCUCCAGGGCGCCCUUGCGUUCGUGCGCGACACCCAGGGCGUCUUCUACCUCAAGCUCGUCGACCUCGCCGGGACGAGGGGGAUUAUCUGGGAGCACGAGUUAUACGAGGGCUUCGAGUACUUCCAGGACCGGCCGUUCUUCCAUUCGUUCUCUGGAGAUGAUUGCAUGGUUGGGGUUGUGUUCUCAGACGACAGCGAGGCGAAGACGUUUUACAAGAAGGUUACUACGAAGAAGACUGGUCCUACCAAAUCCAAGUCGGGCACCCAGAAGAAGAAGACGAAGCCGGCCAAGGGGGGCAAGAUCGACAAGUCGAUGAUUUCAGGACCUGCAGCCGGUUCCUUCAAGCACGUUGCGCACAUGGGGUACGAUGCAGACAAGGGCUUCACCUCAACCAACGUAGAUCCGUCGUGGGAUGCGUUCCUUGUCAAUCUCGAAGGCCACGGAGUGACGAGGGACAUCCUGGAGCAGAACAUGGGCUUCAUCAAAGACUUCGUACGUGAAGCGCAACAGAAGGGGCCGGAUCCCAACGCGAAGAAGAAAGCUCCUCCUCCCCCAGCUCCCCGAGCCCCUCCGCCUCCGCCUCCGCCACCUCCUCCCGCAGGGGGCGGUUCAAGCGCGCGCGCAGAGUCGCCUCCUCAGGACGGACACGGUGCCCUCCUGGCAUCCAUCCAGGGUGCAGGCGUGCACUUGCUCAAGAAGCGCGACAGCGACUCGGCCCCUCCGCCGCGAGCCGCACCCGAACCUGCGGCGGCCGCUCCAGCGAGCGCAGGUGGGGAUCUUACCGCGGCGCUCGCGGCGGCGCUGCUGGACCGCAACAAGCGGAUGGGAGACAGUGACGAAGAGGAUGACGACGACGAAGAGUGGGACUGA
This is a messenger RNA of Epithele typhae, 1014 nucleotides long. RefSeq lists its product as uncharacterized. Bases 1 to 1014 code for a protein of 337 amino acids. The transcript is spliced from 4 exons. The record is from RefSeq and is a predicted model, not a curated record. Gene Ontology annotation, biological process: actin filament organization. NCBI's taxonomy places the organism in Eukaryota, Fungi, Basidiomycota, Agaricomycetes, Polyporales, Epitheliaceae.